AUGGCGUCUUCUAACUCUUUCCCUUCCCUUCCUUCCCGCACAUCAGAUCUGGCAACAGUUUGGGCCUUUCUGGAAGAAGGACUCGAUGCUAUCAUGACAGCGUUGCUUAAUGCGGCUGUAUUUAAUUAUUACAUGUCGUCAAAUGACAGGUUUCGUGGCUCUUCAUCAGGCCUUUAUGACAAAUUCCGUAAAUACUUACGGGUGCGUCUCAAAACCAUUUGGAAUGUACAUUGCCUGCUUUGUCUCCUAACGGUCGGUAGCCUACAAGGGGAAGAGUUGUUGAGGUACUAUGGCACCGAAUGGCGUCGAUACGAAAUACGCGUUCGCUUCAUGGACCGGAAGCUUGCUUUGGUACAAUGGAAGGCCAAAGUACUUGACCCGAUAAAUCAGAAAAAAUGUCUCGACAUCUAUGAAAAUGACUUUGAAGCGCCCUUCUUCGUUGCCACAGAGAUGUAUUACAAGGGAGAAGCGGAGACCUUCUUGGCGGCAGCUAGGGAAUCGAACUUCAGCUAUUUCAAGAAGGUGCAGGAUCGACUGAACGAAGAGAAAAAUCGCAUAGAACAAGAAGAGAACUUUCCUGCCUCGUUAUCGCGCACACAGGGGCAGGACCUUCUCAGGAAGAAAUUCGAGUGGCAGGGCAAGAAGGCUGUCCUCGAUGCCGGACCCAGACUUGUAGCAACGGAUUCAGAGCCGGAUCCAAAGCGGUAUCUUGACGCGUUGUUGGAGGUCCACACAAAGUAUUCGAAAAUUAUGACACAGUGUCUCUACGGAGACAUUGGAUUUAUCGGCAGUUUGCGUAAUCUGUACCAUUUUUGUAAACCGAAAUGCUGUGACGGAGACUACGAGCAAUCAGUUACUCCGACAGAACUCGACAGAAGAAAUGGAUAUAAAGACAUCUUCUUGAACUUUUUUUAUGCUGCGAGGCUAUCGAAACGUAUCAUAUACGGCUUGUCAGCUUCAGACGAAAGGGAAACCAGCAUGAUCUCCAAGCUCAGAAACGCAUGUGGAUCUGAAUAUACGAGCAAGUUGCGGCAGAUGUCCAUGGACGCGAAGGUGAGUAAGGAUCUAACAGAGCAGUUCAAGGACGUGUCAUUUAGCGUCAUGGUCCUUGGUUCGAAUGCUUGGCCAUUAAGUCGGUCAUCGCAUGGAUUCACCAUCCCGAAGGAGACGUAUCCCACAUAUGAACAUUUCCAAAAGUAUUACCGGACGAAGUAUUCGCGUCGGAAGCUGACUUGGCUGUGGACUUACUCGAGGAACGAGCUUCGAGUGAACUACCUUGAUCAGAGGUACAUUUUGAUCACAAGCUCGUAUCAGAUGGCUAUCCUGGUCCUGUACAAUAAUCACACCCUGCUUUCUGUCUCUGAGCUUGUCAUGGCAACUUCAAUUCCUAAGGAAAUCGUUAUUCAGGUCCUUGCAAUCCUUGCCAAGGCAAGGAUUCUCUAUGGUCUUAAUUCCAACUUCAAGUCGAAGAUUCGAAUCAAUGUUAAUCAACUUAUCAAAGCCGAGGGCCAAACAGAUGAUCGGAAGCAUAUCCUCCAGGUUAUCAUCGUCCGGAUCAUGAAGGCCCGGAAGUUGAUGACAAACCAAUAA
Molecule: messenger RNA, 1590 nt
Organism: Guyanagaster necrorhizus
Lineage: Eukaryota; Fungi; Basidiomycota; Agaricomycetes; Agaricales; Physalacriaceae
Product: Cullin-domain-containing protein
Exons: 12
Coding region: 1-1590 (529 amino acids)
Biological process (GO): ubiquitin-dependent protein catabolic process
Molecular function (GO): ubiquitin protein ligase binding
Source: RefSeq, a predicted model, not a curated record